Molecule: messenger RNA, 4100 nt
Organism: Coregonus sp. 'balchen'
Lineage: Eukaryota; Metazoa; Chordata; Actinopteri; Salmoniformes; Salmonidae
Source: the annotation of a GenBank genome assembly
UUUUUAACGAAAGCUGGGCGCGUUUUCUACUGCAUGUUGUGUGAUGUAGACAUAGGUAGCUACAAGACAGAAAUUGAUAAGAAAUAAUAAUCAGUGAAUUUAUCACAUUAUGCUGUAAUUACAUAAAACGAUCAUAAUCGCUAACUUUGGGAUAACGUUAGAUCACUGACCGUUGUUGUUGAAGUUAGCCUAGCACAAUACAGUAAGUAACUUACUGUUAAGGCGUUACCGUCUAUGAAUUGGGAAAAGUUAUUCUAUAUCAGUGGCCUAGUCCUAGAUAGCAAGUUAGCUAGCUAGCCAGCCAGCUGUGCUAGCAUUGAAAGAUUAUUUUACAUCUGUCACAUCUCUUUUAAAUCUCUAUUCACAGAUCCAGGAAAGAAUGGACUCCACUAUUGCCAGUGAUGUGAAUGGAUUCAAGACGCCCUGCAAACCAGACAGGGUGAAGAGCCUUCUCUCUGGUGGCACUGCCAGUCCUAGAACCCCCAUAACCAUCCCUGCCUCCCCUUUCAUGAAGAAACUGGGAUGUGGAACUGGGGUGAAUGUGUAUCUCAUGAACAGGUUUGUUUUGUUUAGCUUCUUCAAUGUCACCUAUGAUGUUGGUGUGUCAUGAGUCAUGACCAUGUUCCUAUGUGCUCUUUUUUAGAGUUGGUAAACUGAACCUGUCUCCAUGGGCUGUCAAAAAGAUCAACAACAAAUGUGCCUCAAAGCAGGUGGGUGUCUACCAGAGACGACUCUGUGAUGAGGCAAAGAUCCUGAAAGGCCUGCAACACCCAAACAUUGUUGGUAAGAAUGAAAAACGUUGUUUUGACAGUCUAAUGAAUAUUUAUACUCUACAUGAAAAGGGCUACAGUACUUGUACAUAUUAUAAUGAUAGUGUUGAACAACUCCCAGUCCAUGCAAUAUUUGGUUCUUGAUAUCCAUAUUAAUAGCCAUAUUAUUUGACAGGAUUCCGUGCCUUCACUACUGCCAAUGAUGGCUCUAAGUGCCUGGCCAUGGAGUAUGGUGGGGAGCAGUCCCUGAAUGACCUGAUAGAGCGGAGAAGAGAGGAGGGCCUGAAGGCAUAUCCCGCUGCCACCAUUGAGAAAGUGGCCUUGCAUGUGGCGCGUGGCCUACAGGUAACAUCAUACUCAUCAUCAUCUUUUGAACCCAGUUUACACCUGGUAUAGGUCUGGAAGGGGUGGGGAAUGGAGAGAGUGCUUGUAAACAGAAAGCUGUAAUACCAGGAGGUACUGUAAACUGUAUUGGCUUUGAUGUGAUUAUCCAGAUAGGCUAAUCGAUAUGGAUGGGCUUUAUUCAUUUCUCAUGCUUUGGGGCAGCGAGGUCAUGUAAGCAAAUGUAAUUGAAGAUUGCUUUUAUACAUUGUUCCCCACUCAAUCAUCCUCUGAUGUGAAUAAAGACGUGGCGUUGAAGGGUCUUUGAGUUUCUCAUCCAUUGGUGUUAUUACAUCAAUUUCAGGUUUAGGAUUUCAAAUGUUCUGUAAUCCCCUGAAGGGGUGUUGCUCUCUGCAGCACCUUUUUAACAGUGUCACUGCUGAGUGUAGGGAUCUUUGAUUCAUGGCCUAGCUAUGACCAAAUAAACUUAAAAGCCACCAUGAAAUCCCCUCUUAAUUAUCAGAUGUUCCUGUUUCCUCUUUCCCUCUCAUUGUUCCCAGAUGCUUCACAUAAUUCCAUAUUUUAACGUGAGUCAAACACAUAUGACUGUGUACAAUUGUUUAUAGAAGUAUAGUAAGGAAACACUGGAAUGUAUAUCUUUUUUUCACCUUCUCCAGUACCUUCACAACGAGAAGAAGCUACUACAUGGCGACAUGAAGUCUUGCAAUGUUGUCAUCAAGGGUGACUUUGAGACCGUCAAAAUCUGUGAUGUGGGAGUCUCCUUGCAGUUGGAUGAGAAUAUGAAAGGUAGAUGUCACCGUCUGAGCCGAAUACAUGCGCUCAAACACUGGGGAAAAUAGGCAUAACUUGAUAUUUUGGUCGUUAGGCCUCGUUUCCCCAUGUUGUCAGACAAGCUGUCUUUCUCUCUGUUCGAUAGUGUGAACCUGAGAAAUUAGUCAGGUGUAAACACUGAUUUGACUUUAACAAAGUGCAUUCCUACUAGCCCGGUUUAGGACUCUGGGAGUAAUGCCAAACAUCUGUUGUUGUUCCUGCAAAGUAGCCUGUUGAUGAUUUUCACAAUAUUGCACACACUCAUGUCAUGAGCCUAAUGGAACACAUGCCAAGGGCUUUCUCAGAAAUACAGCCUGUGAAUUCAUGGUAGUGAUGCUGUAGGGAGGGGUAUAGAGUAACAGCACAAUGUACAGGUGGUUUGCCAUGUAAACAAUGUCUGUUUUCUUCAUGAGGUCAUGGAACCUCUCGAUGAAAAAGGCACAAUCAAUUAAGUUAAUGUAUUCUUGUAUUUCAGAAAUAGGCCUAGGCAAUAGUGAAUAAUUCCUGGUGUCAACAAGUAAAAUGCAAUAAGAAGAGUUUUGUUUACCUCAAACCAAAUGCUGAAGAGCUUUGUGUUUAAUGCACAUUAAUACUUUUAUUUAGACUAAAAUUGGUAAUAGUUUCAAUCCUGUCAUGGUAACUUUCAUGCGGUUUGCAUGUAAAUGCUUUGAGCAAUGUGUGUGAUUAAUUAUAGUUAAGAGAUGUUAACAUUGGCAAGAACAUGAAAGGGGAUCAAAAAAUGUUUAUAAUACCUCCAUUUUCUGUUUCUUUGCCUUCUAAGCAAAUACAUUCCUCAUCUUUAUUCUUAAAUAGUUUAUCUUAAACAUGUUCCCAACUUUAGGAUCUUUAAAUUAUAUUUUUGGAUUUGCUGAGAACCACGAAUACUCACAAAUAAACUGUCAAAUGUAAGAACACCCAAUAAGCCUAAAAACCAAGGCUUCAAUCACUGCAAUAAGUGUUUAAACCUAUUCCUGUAAACCUCUCAAUCCCAGUGAGUAACCCUAAAGCAGAGUAUGUUGGCACUGAGCCGUGGAAGCCCAAGGAGGCUCUGGAAGAGGGAGGCGUGAUCACGGACAAGGCAGACAUCUUUGCUUACGGACUGACCCUGUGGGAGAUGAUGACUCUGGCCAUGCCUCACCUGGAGAUGGAGAACAGUGAGGAGGAGGGUAUGGAGUGUUCUCAUACUCUGGCUGUAUUUGAAUCUAUUGCUCUUUUAAGUCUAUUUCCCUUACAUGAACUUGUUUUAGAGAACAUUAUUUCAUAAGAGCUCAGAUUUUAGUCACUGUUUGACAAAUGUUUCUGUCCCAUAAGUUCUGUCACAAACAAUAUCACUUGCUCAAUGAUUGCUAAAAUAAUUUUACAAUAAACUUUUAUAUUUCUCUUUUUAGAUGACUCAAUGGACGAGGAUGACUUUGAUGAGGAUGCCUACUAUGAGAAGUUGGGCACCCGACCGGCGCUUGACUCUGACAGUCUUGGGGGAGCCUACCAGAGAAUGGUGGAGCUCUUCUGGCUCUGCACGGAGGAGAAUGCACAGAAACGCCCCUCGGCUGCCCAAAUAGUUCAGGUUCUGGAGUCCAACAUGCAGGCGGACAACAAAAACAGUGAGGUCAUUGUCAUAGACUGAUCAGUUAGACUAGUCUCAUCUCAUGCAAGCCAUACUGUAAUGUUGACUGGACUUGUUUUCGUGUCCAGAAACCUUUCCUUUCCUGUUUGUCUUGACUCUUAUGUAUGCAAUAUCAUUGUAAUAUUCUGUCCUGUACUCUUCUCUUGUCAGGUGAAAUAUGUAGUAAAUCAAAUGUAUAUUUCAGUAAACUGUUAUGAAAUAAUUUAAGGAAGCAGCUUUUUUCUCAAGUUAUUCAAACCAGAGGCGACUAAUACUUGAGCCAUUUGUGUUCAUGUCAAAUUGAUGAGGGCAUACAUUGUGCUGCAUAAACUGAAUGUGUAAUGUAAAAUAGAUUAUGAAUGAAUUCUCAGCUAAAACAUUCAGGUUGUAAUUUCGGGAUGUUUCCCCAUGCAUCAUGCAUGUCAAUGAUCAUGCAAUUAAAUGAAUUUGCUUAGAUGCUCUGCCAUACUCAUCGUUAUUGUAACAGACUAGCCUGAUUGUUGAAAGGGUAUCUUCAUAUCAACUUCACUGUUUAUAUACACUGAACAAAAAUAAAGGCAACAUGUAAAGUGUUG